Molecule: messenger RNA, 3615 nt
Organism: Jaminaea rosea
Lineage: Eukaryota; Fungi; Basidiomycota; Exobasidiomycetes; Microstromatales
Exons: 1
Coding region: 82-3498 (1138 amino acids)
Molecular function (GO): ATP hydrolysis activity; ATP binding
Source: RefSeq, a predicted model, not a curated record
CGAGCGCUUGCUUCCUAGCUUCCUCACUAUUUGUCACCCUCUCCUUUUCAACCACCACUCAACCCUCUUCCUCCUUUCGCGAUGGCAGCCGUCAAUGGCGCUGGUUCAGCGUCUGCUGCCACUCACCUAGAGGCCCUCUACAAGGCGCCCUCAGCUGAGGACUGCCAAAAGGCCGCUGACUCGCUGGCCUCGUACAUCAACGACCAUGGACUGCGAGUAGUUGAUUCCGAGGCAAUCAUCCCCUCUCUUGUCAAGGCCGCAAAGAACAAGAAGAGCGGCUACGAGAGGGAAGCAGCAGCUAUCGGCCUCGCUGACAUCUUCAACAAGGUCGCAGGCAAGAAUGCGCCUUCACCACUCGGAGCUGAGCCAUGGCUCCUCCCUCAGACUCUUCCCGUCCUCCUCGACCUCCUCGCCGACAAGGGUGACGUCGUAGUCGAGGCCGCGCAAAAGGCAAUCGAUUACCUCUUUGUUCUCGUCCCCGCCGAAGCCAUCCCCGAGCUCCUCGAUACCCUCUAUGCCACCCUCUCUUCCAGUGCGUCAAAAUGGCAGUCCAAGGUCGGCGCCCUCAAGCUCAUUGGCAAGCUCGCCGACAAGAACCAGGAGCAAAUCGGAGAGCAGCUCCCCACACUCAUUCCCUACCUGACUAAUGCCAUGCACGAGACCAAGGCGGAGAUCAGCAAGGCAGCAAUCAAGGCUGCUACUAAAGUCUGCGGUGUCAUCGACAACAACGACAUCCGACCUUAUAUCCCCGAUCUCGUCGAGACGAUGCGAGCGCCAGACACUGUGUCGGCCACUGUCAAAAAGCUUUCGUCGACGACCUUCGUAGCUGAGGUUACUGGACCAGCCCUUGCCGUUAUGGUCCCGCUCCUCGUCCGAGCCCUCGGAGAGCGCAACCAGACCGUCCAGCGCCAGACUGUCGUCGUUGUCGACAACUUGUGCAAGCUCGUCCGCGACCCUCACGAGGCAGCCAAGUUCUUGCCCGCCCUCACGCCUGGUGUCGAGAGGAUCGAGAAGGGAGCUUCCUUCCCCGAGGUCCGAGAGUACGCCCGCCGCGCUGUCGAGACGCUGCAGGCUGCCACCAAGGCCGUAGGCGCUGCCAAGGCCUCGGAUGAGGAUCCCGUCGCUGCAUUCGAGCAGGCCAAGAGCGCAGCUCUGGGCUCCAUCAUUGCAGCGGUACAGGGCAACGUGCCCGAGGAGCACGCCAACGUCAAGAGCGACGAGUUUGCUAUGCUCGGUCUGGAUUGGGUUGCCCGCCUGAUCGUCCGCCUGGCCGACAAGCGUGUGGUACAGCAAGCGCCUUGGGACGAUGUCUAUGUCCUUCCCUACCUUCGCCGCAUCUGCUCUUCCGAGGAGAAAGCAAGGCUCGUUACUGACAACCUGCGCCAGCAAUACUCUGAGAUCGACCGCGCCCGCUUCGGCAAGCCCGAGGAUGAGGAUGACGAGGUCGGCGAGUGCGUGUGCCGCAUCGAGUUCUCCUUGGCUUACGGUGGUCUGCUUCUCCUCAACCACACCUGGCUCAAGCUGUACCGCGGUAGGCGCUACGGUAUCGUGGCUGCCAACGGUAGCGGUAAGAGUACUUUGCUGAAGGCUAUGCGAGACGGCAAGGUCGAGGGCUAUCCAAGCGACUUGGUCACGGUCAUGGUUGAGCACAACCAGGGCGAGGACGCCUCGAUGCCCAUCCUCGACUUCAUCGCCAAAGACCCGCGUCUUGGAGGCAAGACCAAGGACCAGGUCAGCAAGGCCUUGUUCGAGGUCGGCUUCGACGAGGAGAGGCAGAGCAACCCGGUCGCCUCGCUCUCCGGUGGCUGGAAGAUGAAGCUCGAGCUGGCUCGUGCUAUGCUCAUUGGCGCAGACGUUCUCCUCCUUGACGAGCCGACGAACCACUUGGACGUCGCCUCGGUCCACUGGCUGGAGAACUAUCUCAUCUCAAACGACAACAUCACCGUUCUGACCGUCUCGCACGACGUUGGCUUCCUCGACACAGUCUGCACGGACAUCAUUUCGUACGAGUCGAAGAAGCUCAAAUACUACAAGGGCAACUUGUCCAAGUUCAUUGCGACCAAGCCCGAGGCCAAGUCCUACAUCUCGCUCGCUGCCACAUCGGUCAAGUUCUCCUUCCCUCCGCCUGGCUCCCUCAUGGGCGUACGAUCGACGACGAGGACGAUUCUCAAGGUCACCGACGCCACGUACACGUACCCUGGCAUGAAGAAGCCCUCCAUCACUGACGCCUCUUGCGCCGUCACCCUCUCGUCUCGUGUCGCGGUCCUCGGCCCGAACGGUGCGGGCAAGUCGACCCUCAUCAAGGUCCUGACGGAGGAGGUCAUUCCUCAAAAGGGCAAGGUCGAGAAGCACCCUAACCUCCGUGUUGCCCUCCUCGCGCAGCACGCCUUCCACCACCUCGAGCAGCAUCUCGAGAAGACAGCCUGCGACUACAUCCGCUGGCGCUACAGCGAUGGCUCGGACAAGGAGGCCGACGAGAAGGCCAACCGCAAGAUCUCCGAGGAGGAGGCCGAGCAGCUUGCCAAGCCCAUCGUCUCGUCCACGGGCGAGAAGCGCCAGAUCGAGUUCAUCGUUGGCCGAAGGAAGAUGAAGCGCGGCUUUGAGUAUGAGAUCAAGUGGAGGGGAAUGCUCCACAAGGACAACACCUGGAUCCCGCGUGAGCGUUUGAACGAGUUGGGCUUCGCCAAGAUUGUGGGGCGCUUCGACGACGUGGAGAACGCGCGCGAGGGUGCUGGCGCCAGGGAGAUGACACAGAAGGCUAUCAGGGAGACGCUGGAGGAGGUGGGUCUCAACGGCGAGAUUGCUCAGAACAACGAGAUCCGCGGUCUCUCUGGUGGGCAGAAAGUCAAGGUCUGCCUGGCUGCUGCCAUGUGGAACAACCCGCAAAUCCUCGUCCUCGAUGAGCCCACCAACUAUCUGGACCGUGAGGCCCUUGGUGGUCUGGCCAUCGCCAUCCGCGAGUGGGGUGGAGCAGUCGUCUGCAUCAGUCACAACGAGGAGUUCGUCAAUGCCCUCUUCCCCGAGCAGUGGCAGGUAGACAAUGGCCGUAUCAUGUCCAAGACGAAGAACGUCGGUCUUGAGCAGAACUUCGGCGACGAGGCACAAGAGGAAGUCGUAGACGACAAUGCCUCUACCCCGGGCCCUGGCACUCCCGCCUUCCCUCCUGGCACCCCUGCUGGCGGCUCAUCACGCGUCGCCUCCCGUCUGGGAUCAAAGGCUGCUACCCCUAUGAGCUCUGCUGCCGCUACCCCCGCUGGGUCUGAUGCCGAAGACCAGGACAUGUCGAAGCUCAAGGCUGCCAAGGGGAAGAAGAAGAAGAAGACUCGUAACGAGAUCAAGGCGCAGGAAGAGCGCAGGAGGGCGAGGGUGCAGAAGUGGCUGUUGGAGGGCGGCGAGAAGCCUGUUGAUACCGAGAGCGAAGGUGAGGGAGGCAAGGAAGGCGGGGAGGCCGCUGCCGCUGCCGCCAAGAAGAAGCUGCCCCCGAACAAGCGCAAGUAAGUGCCUUUGGGGUGGUGGUGAUGAUCAUGAUGUGUUGCAUUGCCUCUAUGCCUCUGUAGACGAUCGUGUGCUCCUAAUCUCAUAGACUGGAAACUCGAGCGAGCGAGCGCUUUGCUG